AGUCAAUACUAUUCAGGAAGUGGAAAACUACAAAUUUCAGGUUUAGGUCAUACUGAAAAAAACAUGCCAAUGAUGGUGAGCUGACAAAGGAUUUCAGUAUGGUGUUUUUUGCCGUUGUGCUGGGUGCAGCUGUACUUUGCUGCAGUGUACUGCUUGUGUUUGGUUGCGUUUGUCACCUUUUCAAGCGCCAUGGAUUUACUAAUUUUGAGGAUGAAGAGAGUGUACGAGACGUCUCUAUGUAUCCAACCAACCAGAGUGUACACGAUUCCUCAGAUGUAACUUUUGAACCAUUACCCGAUAUACUAGCCAAAACAUUAAGUAGCAGAGCACUGAGGCCCAGAAUUACAUGUAGUGACAAAGAGAAACAAUUAGCCGCUGCCAAGCUUGUCACUAUAUAUAAAUCAUUCCCAAGGAAUCAGCUGCUGUAUAUCAAGGAGAUAGGGCUUGGAUGGUUUGGACAGGUACUGCAGGGUAGUGCAGAAAACAUACUGCCAGAGAGUCGACACAUCAAAGUUGUAGUGAAGAUCUUAAAAGAUGAUGCUACCGCCAAUGAAAAAGCUUUAUUUUUGGAAGAAGUUGCACCAUACAGGGAAUUGGACCACCCAAAUAUUGUUAGGUUGUUGGGACAGUGUACAGAGACGACACCCUUUUUGACAAUAUUAGAAUAUUCAGAAAUGGGAGACCUAAAAUCCUACUUGUUGACCAACAAAAGUGGACCAUUUAUACAGUUUGCUAUAGAUGCUGCCAAAGGACUUUCCUUCAUGCACAAACAUUCCUACAUUCAUCAUGACUUUGCUGCCAGAAAUUGUCUGUUGAUGUCUGACUUGUCACUUAAGGUUGGAGAUUACGGCAUUGGAGAGGACUUGUACAGGGAAGAUUAUUACGACACUGGGCGUGAUUUGUUGCCAAUACGCUGGAUGUCUCCAGAGUCACUCGAGGUGAAACAAGGUGUCUGGCAGUUGAAGGAAUUUACAGUUCAGUCUAAUGUCUGGUCAUUAAGUGUACUGUUGUGGGAGAUAGUUUGUGUAGGUAGGAGACCGUAUAUCAACCUGAGAGAUGAAGAUGUUCUACAAAAAGUUAUACGUGAAGGAACAGCAAAGUUGCCACCACCUGGUUCUGAUAUACCACUGCAUGACAGAUGGUUUGAAAUAAUGGAAAUGUGCUGGCAAGAUGUUGAAGAUAGACCUUCAACUGAUGACAUUUUAGCAUUCCUGCAACAAAUUGAGGAGGAAAUGACAUCAUUGUCACAUGACCUUAGUGCUGCUACCUCUAAUGGACCUGUAAACCAGACUUGUCCUCAGUCUCCAAGUUCAUUUGAUUCCAAGUUCGUGAUGUCUAAAAAUGUGAACCAGUCUAACCAACAUGUAGCAGAAGUUCUUGUUCACAGGGUGGAUGAUGGGGGACAGAAACAAGGUUUUGAUGAUGAUUUUUCAAAAUCUGUCAAUAUCAAGAAAAAUAAGAAUUCCGAGGGGUUUGAAGAUGAUUUUGUUCAUGUUGAAGAAAAUGCCAAUGACCUAUCCUACCUUUCACAAAAUGAUUCCAUACUGGCAUAUGGGGGUAACAGUUCUGAAAUAGACAAAGACAUUUUUGCACCAGAUCAGAAUUUGAACUUGCAACACCCACCAGUUCCAGUUGGGAUGAGUACACCAAGUAAACAGUUAUUGACCGGGAAAUCUAACCUUUCUGAGGGCUACAACACGGCACUGAGCAAUGGCACUUCCCUCAAUUCAAAAUAUGUUACGGCUUCUGAUGGCAAUUUGCAUGUGUCUGCUUUUAAUCCAGAUUUAGUUAGAUCUAACAGUCAAAGCAUUUCACCAUUUAACCCAGACUUUGUCAGAUCUGAUCAUAAAAGUAAACAUUCUUCAAAAGAACUCUUUGGUGAAAAAUCAGAGAAUCAGAACAGUGACGAAGGAUAUAGAACAGGUAUGAGCAAUUCAGCUCCAGAUAUAGUGUUAAAUAAUCAUAGUGAUACAGGUUCUACAAAACAAACUCACGAUUUAGGUAAUGAUAAUGAUUUAAAUCAGAAUGAAGACAUGAAUAAUAUACAAUCAUUGAAAAGACUAAGUCCUAAGUUUUCAGAUUUAGAAACAGAAAAAGCUAAAGAAAUAUACAUGUCAAAAGGUGCUGGUUUGCCAACCUCAAUAGUUCAUAAAUCAAGAUCUCUUGGAACCAUUCCAGAAGAUGGAAUACCAUCAGAUAAUACAUCGCAAAGUGGGGUCGUGUUUGAUGACCCGGAAUCUGACAUUGGCAUGAAUUUUGAAUGGGAUGAUUAUGAAGGUGAACAAUUAGUUGGACGUGUUCGUUUUACAUCUGAUGAGUCAGUCGGUAGUUCACGCUCGCCACGUCAUGUAGAAGUUGAAGAGUGGCCAUUUGACCAGGACUCUAGCAGUGAAAGUCAUUCCAAGCCGGGAAGUAUAGCAAGUGAUAGCGAUGCAGAGGUAACGAGAAUGUCCGUCGGAUCCAACUCCAGCAUAGAUACGCGUGCUCGAAUAGCUAGCAUACUUACUAACCGCUUGAAUUCUCUUAUUAAACAGACUAACACCUCUCAUUCUGGUCAGGGCAUGUUUUACUCAUUUUCCCAAUAUGAUAAUGAUCUAGAUUCCCCAGAGCAUGCAUUUACUGAUACAGAUCAUCCUCUAGGUAAAGCAUCUGUUCAUCCAGAUGCACAAGCUGUUUUGAGCAUGCCCAGUGGAAGCCAAGGAAGGGAGGCGAUUGAUGUAUCUGAUGAAACACUUCCACAGGGGCAGGAUGGGCAGUUUAUCAAAGACGAUUUGGACAAGAUCGCAGCAUCUGUACUACGGAAAGAUGAUACACCAGAGGUUGUUGUUAGCGAGCCUCAUGAUCGAAUGUUGCCAAACACAAUUACUGAUGCUAUGGCUUAACUCUUCCAUAUAAAUGUGAUAUUUGUUUUUCAAGUAGCCAUAUUUAACAUUAUUGACAAUCUGUAAGGACAUUGGUCUGUUAGCUGUCUGCUCAUCCUUAUGUUUGUUUAGUGGAUUUUAAAGUUCACCUCAGCCAAAGUCUUGAGGUGAGCGGGUCAGAUCUUAUAUUGUCUGUUACCUGAUAUCUGUUGUGAUAAACCGAACUUGUGGAUACCUUAGCACUUUUGUUUAUCAACACAAAUUUCAGCCAAAGUAACACAGAAGUUAUUGUAUAUGACCUUGAGGGGACAGGGUUGGUUUUCUGAUUAAGAAAUAGCAAAUUUUCUUCUCAUAAAUGAUAAUAAAUCAGGUGCCACUGUGAUCCUCUUGUUGCAUUUGUCAUUGAAGGUUGUAAGACUGAACACUUGACUAAUACACUGAAGCAGGAUUAAUUGAAGACUACAUGUAACGAUUGGUAAAUUUAAAAAAAAGCCUAUCAUGUUUAUGUAGUCAACUUCAUAUUCUAGACUUGUGUUGCAGUUGUGUAAGAAUGUUUUAUCCAGAUAGUCAGGAUUUGCAUUUAGUGUGUUUUACUGUACAGAUAAUUUAUUGUUAUUGCCGACUAAAUAUUUGUGGUGUGCACCAGAUAAGUAAUUGUGAUACACCCACUGAUUUGAUAAUAUAUAGGUGUAUACUUUCCCGGUAUGUCACAGUCAUUUUCAGAAACAGGCUUAGGUUUUUGUUGUUUUGGCCUACUGAUGUACUGUAUUGUCAGUGUUAAGAGAUCAACCAGGGUUCUUAUGAUAUACACACAUUUGGUGCAUUAAACAAUGAGUAAUACAGAGACUUGUCUAAAUACAACUUAUUUCUGAUUUGAACAAAAUGGGUUUAUAUUAAAAUGACACCUGAUGGAUCAGUAUAGAGGGAAUUGUUAUUUAGAUCCACAAUGUUUUUGAGAAAUGCUUUCCAGACUACAAAUUGAAUUACAGCAGAUGUAUGUAGUAUGCAGCGGAAAGUUUGAAUAAAUACCAGUAACUAGUAUUUCGAUUGAUUUUUGGCUAGGACUGCAAUGUUUGUACAAACGUUCCAUUCAAACCAGACUUUAAUUUUGCACUUGCAUUUAACUUCCUUCAACAAGACAUUAAUCAGGUGUUAUAUUGAGAAAGCACCAGCAACCUGAUAUAUAGAAGUAGAAGUAAGGAAAGACAUUGUCUCUGUAUUAUGAUUGUUUGAACAAGAAACAAUGAGAAUUAUUGUUGUGAUAAUAUAGUAGCAGCUAUAGAAAUGCAUUUAUGUUGAAUACCAGUAUAUAUUUUGUAUCAUUCAUUUACACAAUUUCAUUUUGCUUAUUAUAUACCUGCUGUUUCUUAAAAACACCUUAUUCGUUUUACAUUUUAUGAACAAUAUCAGAACAUGUUUACUUGAUAAGUGAUUUUUAUGCCCCCAGCAUCUACUGAUGCAGGAGGCAUAUAGUGAUUGUCCUGUCUGUACAUCCGUCCAUACGAGGUUAACCAAAUGGGACCGUUUCGUCUAGCAUCAAUACCCCUUACUAGAAUGACUUGAUACUAAUGCAGAUGUAACCUGUGACUAUUCCUCAUCUUCAGACAUCACCUGACCUCAGUUUGACCUUGAACUUGACCUUGUUUUGGACUUAGGUUGCUUUGUAUUGACAAGGAUGCCACUGGGGGCAUCAAGCGUUUAUUGAACGCAGCUCCUUGUUUGAUUUAAGAUGGAAUGGAGUAGACAAAAAACUGUUAAAAAAUUUAACCAUCUAUUAGUAUAGAAGGUUGAGUUCAGUGUAUUAUUGUUAGAAUUAUCUUGCUGUAAACUAUGGUACAAUUUCGUUUGUAAUGUUGGCAAAUUAAUGGAAAUUGUUUGAGUAGACAGUUGUUCUGUAAAAAAAAUAACUUCAUAAAUCUAUGUUGUUUUCUACUUUAUGUUAGAUAUAUCAGCUGCAAUACUGGUUAUAUAUUUGUUCAGAUUGUUCAUUUAGUGUGUAUAAAUAUUUCUGCUUCCUUUUUGUAUUUUGCAAUAAAUAAUAUAUAUAUUUGUAAGUAAAAAGAUAAACCAUAACUUUACUGGUGUAGUUAGGACAUCAAACAAUUGAUUAUUCAUAAAGUCAGUAUAUAUAUAUAUAUAUUACAAUAUACCUAACAUAUUUCUAGUCACAAACUUACAGGUAAAAGGUUGUUGGAUAUAUUAAAGAUAUGUUUUAUAAUUUGUUUGACCUAAAUUUUAGGCUACACAUUUUCCUGUUCUUAGCUGUAUUUAUUGUUCAUUCCAGAAUGAAAUAGAAUCAGUUGAUGGGCUAAAUAAAACAACUUUUUUGUCAAUGCAGGCUAUAUUUUACUUUUAGUGUAGAAUUUGGAAAAUUUUGUCAAUUUUUGUAUGAUACCUGCUUGAAGAAUAGUGGACUAAUCAAGAUGACAUUCAUGUUGUGUAAUACAGAAUUCAUUUUCACUACUACUCAUUAAAAUCAUUUUAUGUUUAUGGCCUGUAUGUGUUUUGAUGUAUUGUUAAAAUGUUGUUUUUUUCAUUUUUUCACCCAUGUUGUUAUAUCUUUUGCACUUAGAAAGCUAACAGGCUUAGCUUGAUAGAUUAUAGGGCUAUUAUAACUUUAUUUUCUUACUCUGAAAUCCAAAAAUAUCCUCAAGUAGAGAUUACAUCAUCAAAUCAUCAUUGAAGCUUUAAAUAAAUUACAUGUUGUGUAAGUAUACUACUAGAACAUUAUUGAUUUGAAGAUGUGUAUGUUACAGUGAACUACAUAAAUCCUUAUCUGCCAUAGCAAGCUCAUCUCCCAAUAAUUUUUAUUUUAUGAUUUUUAUUAUUAUGAUUAAGAGUUGUUGCCAUGUCAUACUUGUAUGACUUCCUUUUUUAUUGCAUAAGUUACAUAUCCUCAUAGGUGUCAGAUUUCAGAACAAGAUAUUCUUAUAAUAUAGCCUUGCACUGCAACUAUACUUUGGAAAACUAUAAACAUAUAUUAACCUGUAGCAAGGAACUCCAUUAAAUUUAUCAGACAGUCCUUCAGCAGAUGCUUUUUAUUUUUGGAUUUAAAGUAUUGAAGUCACAACGUCUCUAAUAUUGGUAGGACAGUAAUAAUACAGUCUGCUAUAUUAUAAACACAGACAAAAUUUACAUUGGAAUGUAUUUUUCAUAAGCAACUGGUUUUAAACAGUUGAUGGUGUUAAUUUUAGAGUUUGUUCCAUGUGGAAAAUAAUGUAACUUGAUUGUUUAUUCAACAGAAAUAAAGAGGUUUCUGACUAGUGCAAUAAAACUGUCUACAUUUGUUGUUUCCUUUCUUUAGUUUUCUGUUUGAGUUUAGGGUUUUGGAAACCUAAAGUUAGUAUUUUUAAAACCCACGCUAUAAGCUGCAUUGGUCAGUUCCAGUUUUAGUAGAGUCAUUGCAUUGGACUUCAAUUGAAACGCAUCUAAAGCUAAAAGCGUGUCCUGAACAAGUUUUGUGUUUUUGGCAAAGGUUUCAAAAACUUCACUUUUUUCGAUUUUAAUAUGUUUCUUUGCAGGCUCAUCACAAUCCGCCAUUGUUACAGGUUGUACUUUGACUCAUGUUUUCCAUAAAGUUGUUUCUGACAAAUGCAUAAAAGGAGAAAAAAAUGGAAACAAAAAUGCUUUGGCUUAUACAACAUUUGAAUAGCAUUAUAAUUAGUUAAUUGGUAAGCUUGGUUGUUGUAAGAAUUCUCAUGCUAAGUUUUUGAACAAAGACACAUUUUGUUAUCAUGGCUUAAAAAGUCUACAUUAAGUUUUGUAUUGUUACCAUGUCAAUAUCAGUUGUAUUUUUUCAAAGAUUAUUUAGUUUGAUAAGUAAUUUACCAUAUCAGAUUGAUUAUUUAGAAAUCUUGUAACAAGAAUAUAUUGUAAUUUAGUUUACAAGCUGAAAACGAUUGUAUGUUUUUGCUGUCAAUAGAAUUGUCUAUUGUAACCAAAUGUAUUCUUGAUAUACAGUUGGUGAUUACUUGAGGUCACACAGGGCAAAAUGAGUCGUCUUGUGUUUCCAGCAGUGUGCCAGGGACCACAAGAAUUGGUGCUCGAGCCUUUAGUGUGUGAGCAAGAGGUGUUUCACUGUAAAUGUAACAUUCCUCCAACAUACUGUUUGGUAACAGGCGGUUAAAGUUAUUAAAGGUAUAUUCCAAAUCUCACAAGUCAGUGUUUCUGCCCCAGGAGACCUGAUCAUAUACAGUUUAUAUCAGAUUCUGAAAAAUAAAAGAAGAAAUUCCUACUAACCUGUUACAGAAUUGAUAAAUCAAACAGUACUUCAUUAUUCCUCUGUUAUCUCCUCACCAAACAAUAAUCCAUGUAUUCAGUCAUCAGUAUGUUGGUAGUAUGUCUCAGAAAAUACUGUCAUGAUGUAAAUAGCAUUGUUAAAAAUGGGAAAAUGUUGCCAAAGUUUGAGCUUCAUAAAAAGCAAAUGAGUAUUAUUAUUUACAGAAAAAUAAAACAAACUAGCA
Mercenaria mercenaria is the source of this 7324-nucleotide messenger RNA. RefSeq lists its product as uncharacterized. NCBI's taxonomy places the organism in Eukaryota, Metazoa, Mollusca, Bivalvia, Venerida, Veneridae. Gene Ontology annotation, biological process: protein phosphorylation. The transcript has 12 exons. The coding region runs from base 99 to 2882 and encodes 927 amino acids. Gene Ontology annotation, molecular function: protein kinase activity; ATP binding. The record is from RefSeq and is a predicted model, not a curated record.